Rotaria socialis is the source of this 360-nucleotide messenger RNA. Lineage: Eukaryota; Metazoa; Rotifera; Eurotatoria; Philodinida; Philodinidae. The record is from the annotation of a GenBank genome assembly.
AUGAGCGUUAGUUCAUUUGAAAUGUUUGGUUAUUUAUCUCCAAUUGAUAUUCUUCAAUCAUUGUUUUUAUUGACAAAACGUUUAUCAAGAAUUAUAUCAAAUGAAUAUUUAUGGCACAUUCAUAUUGGUGAUACAACAAUGGCAUUAACGAUGUUUAAUGAUCAAUGUCAAAGUAUAUUGGCAUUAAUAGGAGGUCGGGUUGUCUCGCUACGUGUAACAUUAAUUGAUGUUAUUGGUGGAUGGACACUCGUUUCAUCUUCUCUUCAAUAUCAUCCAACAACAUUGCUUCAUCGUCUACAUUUGAUCGAUAUUAAACCACAUGGAUUUAAUAAAUUAUUGCGUAAUCGGUUAAUACAAUAA